CCAGGUUUUGGCGGCACCCAAAUGUACCAAGACGAAGUUAAUCAUUUGAAAAUGUUUUUUAUCCACACUAUUAGUUAACCUAUAACAUUUACAAAAAACAUGAGAGGGAAAGUAAAAAUAAACAAUGGAGAUAAUGUGGUUGCCCAAGUGUAAACACCCUCUUCUAAGCGGGGAUGUGGCUGUCAAACUUGCCACGAUUUAAAGUGCCUCUGAUCAACUCAAAAUGAAUUAUAUGUACAAUUUUGUCAGACUCAAAUAAAUGCCCCUCAAAUAAUAAUAAUGUCAGUUCUAUACUACUGCUAAAUACGUGCACACAAAUAAACACGCCAUUGUAUUGUUACUUCUGAGGUAAAAAAAAAAUUCAAUAAAUAAAAGAUUCUCACAUACAGUAUAGUUAUCAUUACAAAGGCAGAAUGUGUGAUUUUGUACAUCACAAUUUUGUGCAGAUGUGACCAGCGACUGCAAGAAAAAAGUAAACUAUAGAUUUAUUCGACACUGGCGCAAUACCACGGCUUAUAAGGCAGGGUUCCAGAAAAGAACAUGUUAACAGUGCGACGUGGGAAAUGUUCAUCAGAUUUAGGACAGUCAUCACAACUGGCACUGCGACAUGCAGCAAACAGCUGUUGUCAUGGAAACGCAAUGUUCUGAUCUCAUGCAACGGAUCCCAACAUGAUUUCUAUAAGCGGUAUAGAGAACAAAACACCUUUGAACGGGGAAGAGGAUUAAAUAGGGAGCUAUUUUAACAAGCAUUAGAAUGGUGGGAACAUGGCUGCCGUUUUUAGAUGAACACUGUCCUACUUCGAGUGGCAUCUCCUCGCUGAUGCUCUCAUUGGGAUGUUGCUGGAAUGUACUGGCUCACACGUGCUUAGGAUCCACUUCAACAUUGUGCAGAUCGCUUCCGAACAGCUUGAAAUAUACAGAAGUCUCCAAUGAAUUUACCGGCAGCACGUGACGCUUAUUAGAGAUGCCCCGUUCAAAUCGACGAGCAUGUCACACAUCUCGAAAUGAAGGCGAGAACUUCACUUACUAACUGGUGUGACUGUGCAAUUUCAUUUGAAUGAAUCUAAUUGGGUGUGCAGGAACAUGGACCCUGAUUGCGCUCUCUCUUGUGGUCUCUUAAGGAAACUGUCCUUGGUGCUGAAAGGAAUUAUGCCUACCACUUCCCUUAAAGGGGGGCAAGGCAACCGAUUGUAGUUUAAGUACACUAUCACAACGUAAUGAAAUCCAGACGUAGUGAACUGCUUUGUAUCAUAUCAUACCUGUACGAUAUAUUUGAAAGACAGCGCAUACCACGGCAGCAAGUAAGCACGGUUUGCAGAAGAUUGGAAAAUGAACACUGCAUUUCUCGUUCUUUGUCAAUGCAGACGUUUCAUGCAGGCCUUGUUUGGACCUUGCCUUACAUAAUCAUUUUGCAGCCGAGCACCAGUGAAAGAAGCUCUGUCAAGUUAGGAUGUAGCACAGAUAGGCAACCCCAUUCCCACCUGCAGUCUAACGCGUCGUGGGAACACGUUUCUUUGCACGGUGCGAUAUUCCGGUGUUCAUUUGAAUCCUUAAUGAUGUACCUGUUGUUGUUGUUGUUGUUGUUUGUAAUCAUCCGUACCGUGCGACUAUAAUGAGCUCCAUCAAUUGAUAAGACUUUGAAAUGCCGGAUGAUCACUUCGUGAUGCAGGCAAUAGGAUGUUGUAUUUUAACACGCACGCUGGCUAAUUGGGCUGUUCGGGAAAUGAUUGUUCAGGCAGUCUGGGAAUCCGUAAAAACCCUAUCUGAUGUUUCUCCCUGGCAAACGCACCAGAGGCAACGCGCUACUUCUGCUUUGUGGGGUCCACCACGGGCGCCUCCGAUGCGAUGAUGUGACCUGACAGUCCGGGGCCUACCACUGACAGUGAUCCAUGCGGAGCGAAGGUUGUGAUUGUCAGUGCAAUGUCCAACCGGUCGUCGUGCGGUAGGCUGCACCGCAGAAUGGCUACCGGCAAAAUUAAGCAUCCUCGCGACUUCCCAUUCGUCACGCUAAUGAUGCUGGCACUGAUCAUUGCAUUCGUGCCAUUUGCAUAACAGCGACCUUGCACGACACUAUAUGUGUAAGUAGGACAUACAUUAUGGUCAUUGGCAUUGUAUUUUAUUUGAUAGCAGCUUUGCUCAUUGGUCGCGCGCGAGGCGAGGAAGCACCCGACAUCGCAUUGGCUCCUUGGGAGGAGAGAGAUGGGUGGUGAGGGGGGAAGCCGGAGUCUGGGUGCGCGCAAGGGUGGGAUGAAGCAAUGCGAAGGUCAAGUCGUCGGUAUUUAUUGCGCUUUCGUUCCGCUUCGGGGUUUUUCAAAAUAAAUCCUACAGGCGGGGAAUUCACCUCGCAAGGGACGUCAAGAAGUCACGUCGAUGUUCACUGCGCGAGCUACAGAAGACGAGAUCAGACUUCUGCCUCUUAGUCGACAUCUAAUUUAGGAGGGUUUCGUCGAGCAAGACCGGAGUAUUUUUCUCCCUGUCGCGCAAAUACGCCGUUUUAUUUUGAAAGGGUACUAAGGGCCAUUGUGGCUGCUUUUACAGAUCUCGCAGCUCCCACACCCGUCAGCAGCGCGCACUGGCAACCCAAAAAAAAAAAAAAGGCAUCACGGACAAAGGAAUAUGGGCGAGCUGGAGAGGAUUUGCCACCGCCGGGUCCGACAAUGGAUGAGCGACUUGUCUUUCAUUCAGCCGGAGUCCAUUUAGCCCACCUUAAUGAGGUGCUGGGACGCAUGGUACUGGCGGAAGGCUGCGUUUAAUCCUGUGAGUUUGCAAUGGCUGUUGCGGGGACACGCAACCGGCUGGGGAGCAACGUGCCUUUUUAUUAUUUUGUCAUAUUCUCCUUGUUUUGUGGCCUUUCCGUCGGACAGUUGCGCUAUUCUGUGACGGAAGAACUGGAAAACGGAGCGCUGGUCACCGAUCUGGCGUAUGACUUGGGGCUGGAUAUUCGAAAGCUGGCCAGCCGCAAAAUCAAGGUAACCUCCAGCAGCAGCAGUAAACGCUACGUGAUUGUCAACCCGAAAAAUGGCAAAAUGCUUGUUAACGAAAGGAUCGACAGGGAGGCGCUGUGCGACGUAUCCGGCAGCUGCCUCAUCAAUCUCGAGGUCCUCGUCGAAAAUCCUACCGAGGUGCACCACGUUGUGCUGGAGAUCGUGGAUGUCAAUGAUAAUGCGCCACAGUUCCCUCGGGAUGAGUACCAAGUGGAGAUCACAGAAUCGGCAUUGCCGGGGUCCCGGUAUCCCAUUGAAAAUGCCCAGGAUCCGGACAUCGGGUCCAAUUCGGUGCGUUUGUACCAGCUGAGCCCAAACGAGCAUUUCGCGCUGGUAUCCAACAAACCCUCCUUAAAUACAAAGCACAUCGAGCUGGUGCUCAAGAAGCCCCUGGAUCGGGAGCAAACGCCUUACCACCAGUUAAUUCUAAGUGCCGUCGACGGCGGGACACCGGAAAAAACCGGCACGGCGAUCAUCAACGUGCGAGUGUUGGACUCGAACGACAACGUUCCCAUGUUCGACAGCUCUGUGUACAAGGUGAAACUGUCGGAGAAUUCGCCCAAAAACACGCUGGUCAUCAAACUGAAUGCUACCGAUCUGGAUGAGGGCAAGAACGGAGAGGUUUACUACUCUUUUAGCAGCUACACUCCUGAGCGAGUGAGGCAGAUGUUCGGCAUGGACACGAACACAGGAGAAAUACGAGUAAGCAGAAAUGUUGACUACGAAGAGACCAACUCCUACGAGAUGUACAUCCAAGCGAUGGACAAAGGCCCCGGGGCAGUGGCGGCACACUGCAAGGUGGUGGUAGAGGUGGUGGACGUGAACGACAACGUCCCUCAGAUUGUGCUGUCGUCCCUGUCGAGCCCGGUGAGGGAGGACGCCCGCGCUGACACGGUGGUGGCCCUCAUCAGCGUCACCGAUCGCGACUCCGGCGCCAACAAGCAGGUGACUUUAGAGAUCCCGGCAGGCCUUCCCUUCAAGAUCAAAUCAUUCAGAAACUACUACACCCUGGUUACCUCAGCGUUCUUGGACCGCGAGACCACCGAUGCCUACAACGUCACGCUGAGUGCCACGGACGGAGGAAGCCCCCCUCUUUCCUCUCAGAAGACCAUCCGGGUCGACGUGGCCGAUGUCAACGACAACCCACCGCGAUUCGAGCAGACAUCGUAUACGGUCUACGUGACCGAGAACAACGCCCCCGGGGCCUCUUUGUGUACGGUGAAAGCUCAAGACGCCGACGUCAAGGAGAACGCUCGCAUCACCUACACGGUGCUCAAUGACAAUAACCACGGCAUCCCCGUCACGUCUUACGUGUCUGUGAAGGCCGACGCCGGGGAGGCCUAUGCCCUGCGAGCCUUCGACUAUGAGUCACUGAGAGAGUUUCACUUCCAGGUCAAAGCCCAAGACGGGGGCAUUCCUCCGCUUAGUCGCGUCGCCACCGUCUACAUCUACAUCAUGGAUCAGAACGACCACGCGCCGCUCAUCGUCAGCCCUCCGGGUAAUGGCACACGCUCCUUGGAGACGGUUCAAAAGAACGCAGAUCCCGGAGCUUUGGUGACCAAAGUGGUGGCGUACGAUGCAGAUGCCGGUCCAAACGCCUGGCUGGCGUACGUGCUGGAGACCGCUACGGACCUGGACUUGUUCAAGGUCCACGAACACACGGGUGAGAUCAGGACCACUCGUAGGAUCCUGGAGGACAACUCCACCUCGUUUGCUCUGACAGUCUUGGUGAAAGACCACGGGCAGCCUGCGCUCUCCUCCACUGCCACCAUCAAUGUGGCUGUCAUGGAGGUGCCCCCCAAGGUUGUCCCGGACCCCAAAAGGAUCAUCAGACCCCACAGCACCCUGCUUUUCUCAAACGUGACGCUGUACUUGAUUGUCGCUCUGAGCGCCACCACCUUUGUUUUCCUGGUCACCGUGGUGGUGCUGGCCAUUGUCCGCUGCCACGCUUAUUGCACGCAACCUGGAUCCUGCUCCCCUUGCUGUGGCUCACAGAAACCCCCUCCAGAUGGUGGGAACAGUAGUGUGAGUGCGGGUGGAGGAGGGGCCGCUGGUGGAGCUGCAGGGCAACCUAAUAACAACGUGGUACUCCGGAGGGACCUUAAAGUCGAGCCUCACUACAUUGAAGUGCGCGGGAACGGCUCGCUCACAAAGACCUACUGCUACAAGACCUGCUUGACGGCCACCUCCGGCAGUGACACCUUCAUGUUCUACAACACAGGAAGGCCCAUCAGUGGCACCUGGGGCAGCGGCGCUGACCGCUUCUUCACGAGCGGAAGCGGAUUUGUACGCAGGCUGAGCAUGCCGGAUGCCUCACUUCAAAUCUGCCCAGAGCCAAAAGCCCCAAAUGCUGACUGGCGAUAUUCUGCAUCUUUGAGAGCUGGCGUGCAGAGUUCAGUCCACAUGGAGCAGGCCUCUGUGGUGCAGGGAGCCCAGGGCAUGCUGGUCCAGAACUGGCCUACUGUGUCCAGUGCUGCAGAUGGAGAGGGCGGCGGCGAGCUCUCCCCUCCGGUCGGCGCCGGCGUCAACAGCAACAGCUGGCACUUCCGAUACGGAGCCGGACAGAGCUAUUGCCCGCCGCAGGGCCUGAAGCCUGGCGGGAUUCCUCCCGAAGCCUUCAUCAUCCCCGGAUCCCCGGCCAUCAUUUCUAUCCGCCAUGACGCCGACCCUGUUGACAAUAAAGGGGACUUCAUAAGCUUCGGCAAGAAGGAGGAAGCCAAGAAGAAGAAAAAGAAGAAGAAGGAUAAGAAGGAAAAGAAGGAGAAAGGAGAGGAAGAAUAAAGAGGGGUGAAUUGAAGCUAUUGAGAUGCCAUUCUGAUUACAGAGCCAGAAAACAAGCCAAAUCGAUCUCGGUAGAGGGGAGUCUCUUUGCACCACAUGCACAACAGUACAUAUACUAUAUUUACAUUGUACAGUUGCCAAUCCCUGGCUCUCCGCACAUCGCAAACGUGCUUAAGAAAUGCUCGCUCUCUCCCACGGCUCAUUUGGCCUUCAACUUUGACCCGGAGAAAAUAAUUCCAUUCAAAUGUACGUCCGAAAGGAAUUUGACAGGAUUGGUGUAACCUGCGAAUUUCCUCACUCCCACGUUUGUAUAACGGAAACUAAAAUGACCCCCCCCCCCCAAAAAAAAAGAAAGAAAAGAAAAGGGAUUUGUAUUCAACUAUUGUCAGCAAAGGAUGCCUGUGCUGGCACCUUAGAAAUAAUGCACCCCGCCUUCUCAUACUGUCUCACCGAGCGAGGCAUGAAGUGAAAGCCAAACUGAAAAAUAUGACUUUGUCUUGUCAGUAUUAAGUGAACGUUGUAGAAAUUCAGCGAAUGUGGUCUUUUCCAUUUCAACAAAAAAAGUCAUGUAAACAUGAAAAAGAAACAACUGAUAUGCAGAAAGUGAGAUUCUCACCUUAAGAGUAAAAAGUGACCGAGACAAGAACAUCAACAAAGUUCAAAUGCAGCAAUCUGUCAGUAUAACAGAGCACAUUGCCAAGGUUAAGCAGGACCUACCGUCCGGGUUGCAACAACUCAAUGAACUUUGUUCCCGGGUCAACGUCACAACUUGUUUGAAAUGUACUACAUUUGACUGUACUGUGAGAUAUUUAUUAAGGGGCAUUCUAAGGCUCUUGCUCGUUUUAGCAUUAGAACGUUAAAGAAGAAGAGCCAACCAGGCAACCAGAAUCAGUCUGCUACACUGUAAAGAAAUUGGAUUCAUGGUUUGUCAAUAGUACAUCGCCCAACAUAGGAUAAGACCGUAAUAUAGGCUUUUUUAUUUUUUCUUAACCCGUCCGCAACAAAUCACAACGCUGCUGAGCAUUUUCUAAAGUUCCCCAUUGGGAUAUUUCUUAAUUUCAAAUGGAGUCCAUCAGGCAUUUGCCAAGUUCCAGUUUGGUUUUGGUCAAACUCAACAUUGGUUGAUGUAAGAAAAAGGAUGACAAAGGAAAUUUGUCCACUAGUUAUUUCGAAAUGCAGUAUAAUGUAAAUUCCCCCAAAUAAUAAUAAUCUUAAAUGUUGGUGAGUGCAAUUAUGCGACUCGGCAUCAUUUGCAUCAGCUAUCGGCUUCCCUAUUAUGUUGUUGCCUCUUGUCGUCUGUUGACAAAAUGUGCAGCUGAUGCAACCGCCCCCUGACCUUUGCCACUCUCCGUGCAAUGCGGCACAACUCCAACGGGGUCAUCUUAAUCCAGUUGCGCACCGUCAUACUCAAUCCGAGAAACACAUUAUUAUCGUAAACACCGACUCCCCGAUAUAAACGUUCCGACAAUGUUUUUUUCUUCUCAGUGCUGCAUAUGCAACCUGCAAAAACCGGGAAUAUGCACCCUGUUCUUGAAGCUCCAAGUCCGAGGGUCAAUGGCAUUCUUAAUGACGAGAGUAUUAUUAGCCUGAUCCCUCUUCUUCUGUCUUUGAAUGUUAAGUAGAUGUUCUUCAAGCUCAUCGCCACCGCUUCGACUGCUUCAGUGCUUGUAGGACGUGCUUGCCCGCUGCUUGUUUCCUCGCUCCCUUCUCCCGUCCACCCGAAUCGACAUAGUCGGGAUUAACAUCUGUAAAGUCAUUCCCCUUUAAAUGGACUGUGCGCUCAUGUCAUGUCAUGUCUUUGCAUAUUCAUAAGCAGAGGACACUGUGCUACCUAUUGUCAAAUGUCAAAUCAAUUGACAUCUGAACAUCCGAAUAGUUGGAAGUUGGAAGGCAUUUACCAUUAGCACCAACAAGAGUUUGAACAUUAAUGUUGACUAGGGUGCAGUCGAUUGAAGUGAGUCCACAUGCAAAAUACUUAUUUUGCAUUUGCUUGAUAACGGCAAAUACGCAGUAGGGUUUUUUUUUUUUAGCUGUUUUGCUAGUGUAUAAAACAUUUCUAAAAAGAUGAACUUUAUUUUGCCCUUACUGAAGGAACCUGGGUCUAGCAUGGAAGAAAACGUGUAGUUUGAGCUGAAGGCAAUGCAACUGGGAGUCUCCCAUGUGUGUCGCCGUUGCUUUUCCGGAAAGCUCCUAUUUCCAGUCACAGCUGUAGGUGCUGCUGUCACGCUCCAAACCAACCAUGCUCACGUUCCCUUGGCCCGCCCGCCCGUCCGUCAGGUGUACUUCUGUGCUCUCAGAUCACCAAGUGUUUGCAUGUUAUAAGCAAAAGGAAACAGAUAUUAUCAAAAUACUAUAUAUACUUAUACCUUUUUUUUUUUUCACUGGGAAGUGUGUAUUGGAAACCACAAACCUGAAUACACAUCCAUGCACACACAAUACAAACAGUAAAGCAAUUUGUGGCAAAACCUAAAACGAUCACAUUUUUUAAUCCUGUAAAAAUAGCAUUGGAUCAUCUACACAGUAUAUACAUGAUCCCAUUGUGUUAUGCUAUGAAAUGCCUUUUUUUUUUUUUUUUGCAUACGGUUUUCAUUGGUAAGAAAAUGGACCCUUACUUGUGUUAACCUUUGAAAUGAUCAAACAAACACUGUUGUGAACUCAUGCGCACACCCUCCAUGGUUAUUCCUUGCUUAAUGAAGACAAAAGGUUGAAAAAACAAAAAAGAGAUAAAAUGAAAAAAAAAAAAUGUGAUGUAUUCUCUGCUCGUGUAUAGUGAAUAUUUGUCGGUCACCGGGUGUGACGGUGGGUGGCACAUGCUAGUUGACUGUGACAGUGCAAAUCUGUUCAUAAACUUAUUUUGUACACCUGCUUAUUGUUAAGGUGAUAAUAGUGGUUUUAAUGAGUUCAUCAACCUGGUAUUGUGUUUUGUUAAUAAGUCACAAAUAAAGUUUUUCUUAAAUAUCUCAAA
Messenger RNA from Phyllopteryx taeniolatus (common seadragon), 8730 nucleotides. Its product is annotated as protocadherin alpha-C2-like. Bases 2769 to 5765 code for a protein of 998 amino acids. Gene Ontology annotation, cellular component: plasma membrane. Gene Ontology annotation, biological process: homophilic cell-cell adhesion. Lineage: Eukaryota; Metazoa; Chordata; Actinopteri; Syngnathiformes; Syngnathidae. The record is from RefSeq and is a predicted model, not a curated record. Gene Ontology annotation, molecular function: calcium ion binding. The transcript is spliced from 4 exons.